This is a messenger RNA of Acanthoscelides obtectus, 469 nucleotides long. Lineage: Eukaryota; Metazoa; Arthropoda; Insecta; Coleoptera; Chrysomelidae. The record is from the annotation of a GenBank genome assembly.
GUGUUCCAAGGUGAAGAACACGAUGGUCGCGACAUUUGUGUCAAAAGCGGGUCAUAUUGCAACAAUUCCUCUUCAUGAACAAAUAACUGUUACUGUGGAUUGGUAUACCACCAUUUGUUUGCCAAAAGUCAUCACCGAGCUUCGAAAAAUCAACCCCGAAGGAAGAAUCAUCUUCGACCAAGACAAUGCAAGCCCGCACACAGCCCAAAAAACAAGGCAGUAUUUAACGAAAGAAAACGUGGAAUUAUUGGACAAUCUUCCAUAUAGUCCCGAUCUAAGUCCUAACGAUUUCUUUACUUUCCCGAAAAUUAACAACACACAGCGUGGUCAAAGGUUCCAGUCACCAGAAGAAGCAGUUGACGCAUUCAAAAAUGCCGUUUUGGAUCUGCCAGAAAACGAGUGGAAUAAGUGCUUCGAAAAUUGGUUCGAGCGCAUGCAGAUGUGUAUUAAUAUUCGCAUGGAUAUGUGA